AUGCCUCCUGACUUCUCCACAUUGAGGCAUCGUGAGCGCCAACGGGCCGCAGCCUACUUACAGGCUCGCAGUGAAGUCAUUGCCGCUAUCGACGCGAUUUAUAAGCGGGUCGAAAUCUACAGCUCUGCCCAAAUCAACCCCGCCUCCUACAGGUCUCUUGGUAUUGAUUACCGAUUGCUUGAGCUAGAUGAUGAUGGGAAACAUCUUCAGCCCCCAAACUCCGAUCCCUCCACCCCGAUUUUCUUCGAGCCUCGAGGUGCAACGUGGGUGGCCCCUGUUCGUAUUACUGAUGUCGAAUGUGAGGGCGAUCUAAGGGCAAUCACCGACGGAUGGGAGAACGCCAAAGACAACCCACUAGUCCAGAGCUUUCAUGCCCAGGUCUGGUAUGUCUAUUUGGGUUUGGAGCGGAUGUUUUUCCAGUUCCGCCGAGAGUUCUACCCUGAAGGAGAUAGCAGAGUUCCACCUAACCUUAGGCAAAUAUCCAAAUGGCUGAAGAGUGGAACUAUUGUACCAUCUGUUUUUGCCGAAAGAUUUUACUCGGCUAUCUGGGGAUCAAUGCGAUGGGCACCGGCAUCUGCCUUUGUGCCGAAGAAACUGUUAUAUCCUGGAAAACCGCAUACUCUAAUCAUUAUUUUGAUUCAAGAAGAACCCAGCGAAGAGCUAUCUCGCGCAGAAAUGAUGACCCUUACCGCAGCCAUGAUCACGCGUCUUGGGGGAGAGGAAUGUUUAGAAUAUAACACUAUUCCUGUUAUGGCUAUCACGAUUUUUGGAAGAAUGAAAGCUCGAGUACUCGAAGCCCAUUCUAGCCAGCAAGAGCUAGUCGUCAAGAAGACCCAGCUUCUUGAUUUCUCGACAAACCAAGUCGCUAACAAGAACAUGAAUAUUCUGCUUGGAUUUAUGGCUGGUGACCUGGUCGGAGAUCCUAGAGGACCGACAGUUCCUACGGAUAUUUCGUUUCUGGGCUUGAGCCAUCGUUCUAAGUCCUCGCAAACCAAUCAGUAA
Messenger RNA from Penicillium psychrosexuale, 1002 nucleotides. RefSeq lists its product as uncharacterized. The transcript has 3 exons. The coding region runs from base 1 to 1002 and encodes 333 amino acids. Lineage: Eukaryota; Fungi; Ascomycota; Eurotiomycetes; Eurotiales; Aspergillaceae. The record is from RefSeq and is a predicted model, not a curated record.